Messenger RNA from Anopheles coustani, 3909 nucleotides. RefSeq names its product NPC intracellular cholesterol transporter 1 homolog 1b (gene Npc1b). The record is from RefSeq and is a predicted model, not a curated record. NCBI's taxonomy places the organism in Eukaryota, Metazoa, Arthropoda, Insecta, Diptera, Culicidae. Gene Ontology annotation, molecular function: lipid carrier activity. Bases 1 to 3909 code for a protein of 1302 amino acids. Gene Ontology annotation, cellular component: membrane. The transcript has 6 exons.
AUGUCCCGUGACAGAAGUGCAAAGUGUAUGGAAAAAAGGAAAUGUUCCACAUGGACGUCUACCGGAAAUGGAUUCAAACUGGUUCCGUUGUCCCUACUGUUGCUGAUUUUGAUAUCUCUGACCCCAUGUCGAGGUGAGGAUGAAUAUCACUGCGUAAUGUACGACAUUUGCAGAGAGCAAGGCAUACACAAACAAAAUUGUCCAACGGAUAAGGCCCCAGAGCCACUACAAGAUGCAGCUGCUAUAGCGACCAUGCGAAAAAGGUGUAAGUGGAUGUUUCCGACAGAUGAUACACCUGUCUGUUGUGCACCCUCGCAAGUGAUCGAGAUGGAUAAGAACUUCCAACAGGCGGAAGGUCUGUUCAGUCGCUGCUCGACCUGCCUACAGAACAUGCUGUACAGUAUAUGCAGCCUCGCAUGCCACCCAGAGCAGAGUCGGUUCAUGACGGCCUUUAACGACUCUUCAGAUACUUAUGUCGAAAGGGUCGAGUACCGCAUCGACGAACAGCACGUGGAGGAUGUGUAUGAUUCAUGUAAGGGCAUUGUGCUGCCUUCGAGCGGAAAAUACGCGAUGGAUGUGGGAUGUGGCUUUUGGGAAGCAACCGGAUGUACACCACAGCGUUGGUUCAAUUAUAUGGGAGCCGCUGAUAAUGACUUUGUGCCGUUUGAAAUAAACUAUGUGUACCUGAAUGAACCAGAGCCACGGUUCUCUCAAGAAGUGAAACACUGCAACGAGGCAUACGAAGACUCGUACCCCUGCUCGUGUGUCGAUUGCGACGAAAGUUGCCCUAGCAGUGACCCCCCGCAAGCUGAAGAUCCUGGCUUCACCGUUGGGGACUUGAAUGGUGUUACUUUCACCGUGGCGGUAGUGAUAGGGGGUGUGGGCUUGAUCUGCAUUACAUAUUCACUGCUCAAUCCAAGACGAGGGCGAAGACAACCUAUGCCGGAUUUUCCGAAAACAUUAGGUGGCUUUCCAGGAGUCAAUCAGUUUCUGGUUAUGUUCUUCAAGCGCUGGGGAACAUUUUGUGCGCGGAAUCCGGUGCUCGUACUUGCCAUCUGUUCGUGGAUAAUCGGUGGCUUAGCAUUCGGCAUACAGUAUCUCAUCAUCACUACCGACCCGGUGGAGUUGUGGGCCGCUCCCGACAGCCGAUCGCGUCAGGAGAAAGAUUACUUCGAUCAGCGCUUUUCGCCGUUCUAUCGCACAGAGCAGAUUUUUAUAAAGCCAAAGAAACAGGACUUCUUCAUUCAUCCGACGGCUCAAGGAAACCUUACGUUUGGACCAGCCUACGACCGCGAGUUCCUUUUAGAAGUUUUUCAACUGCAGCAGACGAUUGAGCAGCUCGGCCAAUCGGAAGGUCGCGGGCUGGAGCGCAUCUGCUACGCCCCGAUGACGGCAGUCGGAGCGCAGACGAUUUUGUCAGAGUGCACGGUGCAAAGCGUGUUUGGUUACUUCAAAAAUAACCUGGCCAGCUUCAACAGCAGCGGUACCGAUCCGCAAGGAUACGUGGUGAACUAUCUGGACAAAAUCAACGGUUGUACCCGCAACGCUUAUUUACCAUCGUGUUUCGGCACAUACGGAGGCCCGAUCGAGCCUGGUGUUGCUGUUGGUGGCUUUCCACAUCCCCCGCCGGGUGAAAACCCUGACUUCAGGCUCGCCUCCGCUGUGAUCCUAACUUUUCUGGUAGAAAACAAGGCUAACAAAGAUGAUCUGGGGCCAGCACUAGAGUGGGAGAAACGAUUUGUAGACUUUCUUAGAGAGUUCGAGCACCCGAUGAUGGAUAUCGCUUACAGUGCAGAACGUUCGAUCGAGGACGGCAUCGACGAGAUGUCGGAAGCGGAGAUGUACACUGUUAUCAUAAGUUACGUGGUGAUGUUCAUCUACAUCGCAAUAUCCUUGGGAAAAAUACGAGGAUUCCGUAAUUUCUUCAAAGGUUCUCGCAUUAUACUCGCCAUCGGUGGCAUUGCCGUUGUGCUAGCUUCCGUCGCAUGCAGUCUCGGUUUCUUCGGUUACCUCGAGUUGGCAACAACUAUGCUCACCAUUGAGGUUAUUCCUUUCUUGGUGCUAGCAGUCGGUGUUGACAAUAUUUUCAUGCUAGUACAUGCAUUCAAUCGGCUGGAUCGCAACCAAACGCCCGACACGGCUGAGGCUAUCGGCGAAGCUCUUGGACAAAUCGGUCCUUCAAUCCUGCUCACGUCGGCAAGCGAAUGUUGCUGCUUUGCGAUCGGGGCCCUUUCACCGAUGCCAGCUGUUAAUACGUUUGCCUGGUACGCGACUGUCGCCUUGUUCGCAGAUUUUGUGCUACAGAUCACGGCAUUCGUUGCCCUGAUGGCGCUGGACGAAAAACGUGUCGAAAGUGGUCGUCUGGAUCUGCUGUGCUGCAUACGCUCGACCAAGAACCUGGAAGGGAGCGAUCUCCCUGAAGACCACAGUUGGUUGGAGCGUUUCGUCAAGCGAUUUUACGUCCCUCUAAUCAUGCGCUACCGCGUGCGUUUGUGUGUGCUUGCACUGUUUCUCGUAUGGGGUUCGCUGUCCCUAAUGGUCGUGCCGAACAUUGAGCCUGGGCUCGAUCAAGAGCUCUCCAUGGCAGAGGACUCCCACGUCGUCAAGUACUUCCGCUUCAUGGCGGAACUAUUCUGGAUGGGACCACCAGUUUACUUUGUCCUGAAACCCGGUCUCAACUAUACGGCUGUGUCGCAUCAGAACUUCGUAUGCGGUGGCAUUCUGUGCAAUGACGAUUCAAUACAAACUAAGCUCUACCAAGCCUCACUCUACCCGGAAACCACUCACAUCGCUCGGCCUGCAUCGUCCUGGCUAGACGACUAUAUCGAUUGGUUAUCGAUAGAUUCGUGCUGCAAAUACAACCCUACCGACAACUCUUUUUGUCCUAGUAAUUUCUUUGGCUGUCCGUCGUGUCCGCGGGAGUACGAUGAGACAGGCAUCAGACCUACGGUGGGCCAGUUUGAACGCUUCAUGGAGUUCUUUUUGUCCGACCUACCCGACGAAAACUGCGCCAAGGCAGGUCGUGCCGCAUACUCCCGUGCGCUUAAUUUUGUGCGCGACAACGAUGGCAACCUUAACGUGCAGGAUUCGUACUUUAUGAGCUAUCACACAACGGCCGUUACGUCGCGACAGUUUUACACUGCGCUGGAGCAAGCUCGUCUUAUUGCAGACGAUAUACAACAGAUGCUGGAUGAGCGCCAGGCAAACGUGGAAAUUUUCCCUUACAGCGUUUUCUACGUUUUCUACGAGCAAUAUCUUACCAUCUGGCCGGACGCAAUUCAGUCGCUGGGGUUGUCACUAGCAGCCGUCUUUGUCGUUACAUUCCUCAUAACAGGCCUUGAUGUCCUCUCGGCACUUGUUGUCAUUAGCAUGGUGUUCCUGAUCGUACUGAACAUGAUGGGCCUCAUGUGGCUCUGGAAUAUCACGCUCAACGCCAUCUCACUCGUAAAUCUCGUUAUGAGCGUCGGAAUUGGCGUGGAGUUCAUCUCGCACAUCGUGCGCACGUACCGCCACACGCAUGGAACCCGCAUCGAACGCGCAUCGGAGGCUAUGGUACGCACCGGUAGCUCAGUAUUUUCCGGCAUCACGCUAACCAAGUUCGCCGGCAUCAUCGUGCUGGCGUUUGCAAAGUCGCAAAUCUUCCAAAUUUUCUACUUCCGCAUGUACCUGUGCAUCGUGCUGGUCGGCGCAGCCCACGGACUAAUUCUGCUUCCGGUUUUGCUAACCUUCAUCGGACCACCACCACCCCACGAUGCCCUGGUGAAUGCUCAGGAUGAUGUCCGAAAAGAAAAGCUAGCUACAGCAGGUACCGAAAACGGCAACUACGAGCCAUCGGGAGAAAAGUCGGAUCAACAGAUGCCUAGUAGCUACAAGACAGAUACUGCACUAACAAAUGGGUUCGGUGAUUAA